Microsporum canis CBS 113480 is the source of this 315-nucleotide messenger RNA. RefSeq lists its product as uncharacterized. The record is from RefSeq and is a predicted model, not a curated record. The coding region runs from base 1 to 315 and encodes 104 amino acids. NCBI's taxonomy places the organism in Eukaryota, Fungi, Ascomycota, Eurotiomycetes, Onygenales, Arthrodermataceae. The transcript is spliced from 3 exons.
AUGGCAGUGGUCACCUGCGCUAGGUCUGUGCCUUUGCUAUAUAAUGAUUUGAAGACGAAGAAGAAGCUCUCGAAGUUACGUGACACCGGCCUUAAGAGGGACAAAUCAGUUCACGGAGAAACGGCUCCUCCCCGAGUUCCCCCCUCGAAGUUCAGUAUGUGGCCUGUUGGGCCCGCUAAAUCGAUGAUCACCUCCAAAGCGACCAUGCUGGUACGAGGCUCAGCAUCGGUGAAGACGUCAAAGCGGCCGUCUCGAGAAUACGAGUGGAUUUGCGCAGCUAAAAGGCGCCUCUUUGUAUCAACACCUGGAGGGUAA